Molecule: messenger RNA, 1221 nt
Organism: Triticum turgidum subsp. durum (durum wheat)
Lineage: Eukaryota; Viridiplantae; Streptophyta; Magnoliopsida; Poales; Poaceae
Source: the annotation of a GenBank genome assembly
AUGCUUCUGGCGGACUCGGGGGUUCUUCCCAGCCAUGUCACGGAUCGGAGAUUUGAUGCCGAGGGAGCGUCUGUCAAUUCAACAAGUCACUCAAGGAAGGCUGAUGGGGAUUCUGCGAAUGUGAGUGGUACACCACAUGACACUGCCAAACAUUGCCACGAUGAAGAGUUGGGAAACAUAGGAGGACAACUUUGCAAGAAUGAUGGCCACUCCUUCAAGGAGAGCUGCAGUAUCACAAAUUCUGAAGUCCUCACCAGAGUGAAAUGGUCAGAAGAGGAAGAUAAGGUGCUCGCUCAAAUGAUCAACAAACAUGGGCUGAAAAACUGGCAAACGGUCGCACAUGCUAUACCUGGUCGAAGUGCACCGCAAUGCCGACAAAGGUGGAGAUACAAAAUAGACUCUGCAAUAAACAAGGAGGCGUGGUCGGAACAAGAGGAGUUGAGACUGAUUCGUGCUCAUCAAAUCUAUGGAACUAAAUGGCGUGAAAUGGUCAAACAUUUUCCUGGGAGGACGAAUGGUGCAAUCAAAGAAUACUGGAGGGGUCCUAUGAAAAGAAAAUUGAAUUCAUAUUUAUCGUCAGGUUUGCUUGAACAAUUUCCAGACAUUCUGGAAAACCUGUCAGGCACACAGAAUAAGAGUUUGGAUAUUCUGAAGGGGACUAAAGUUUCUGAUAUUCUGAAUGACACGGAAGGUUCGUCUGAGAGAAAUGAAAUGUCGUCAGCUGUACCAAGAAUUUCCAUAUCUGAAGUAGGCUUCACAGAAGUAGGUGAAAAUGCUGAUGUACUAGGGGGAGAAAGUGCAGAUUUCAUGUAUGCUAGAGUGGCAUCAGCCAAAGCCCCUGAAAACAUAAUCGCAAGAUCUGAGCAGCAUGCGAAAACCAGGAGGAAGUUGGAUUUAUUGUCAAGCCCAGUGGAACUCAAGUCAUCCAGUUAUGAAGUAAAUUCUCAAAGGCCUCUACAGCAAAGGGAACAAAUGAGUCCAGCUGUUGGUGGUGUCUCUCCAUCAAAUGGAUGCCAUGAUGUUUUGCCAAAAAUCCUAUCAGAAUGUGCAAAGCCGGUUUUAUCACCAACUGGUAGCUACCAACCGAGUGAUGUUCAUUCUGCGGGAACCUCAGAUCCAUGUUCAUUAGAGUUGGACAUAUCAGAUCUUAUGGAAAUGUCAUACUUUGAUAACUUGUUGAUCUUUCCUCCUGGUUCUCCACAUGAUGGUAACUCAAUAUAA